This is a messenger RNA of Hippocampus comes (tiger tail seahorse), 2947 nucleotides long. It is a transcript of the gene trim67, whose product is annotated as tripartite motif containing 67. Gene Ontology annotation, cellular component: cytoplasm. The coding region runs from base 234 to 2450 and encodes 738 amino acids. NCBI's taxonomy places the organism in Eukaryota, Metazoa, Chordata, Actinopteri, Syngnathiformes, Syngnathidae. Gene Ontology annotation, molecular function: protein binding; zinc ion binding. The transcript has 12 exons. The record is from RefSeq and is a predicted model, not a curated record.
UUUUGUAGGAUUUCGAAUGUGAAAUAAUCUUCAGGUAUCACCUCAGAAGACAGAAACCCGCUCUGUGUCCUUCAGUGUGGUUUCUCCUGUUGUGUGUUCAAAUCCUGCAGCCAUCCAUCAACGUCUGCUCAAGCAAGCCCCUCCCUUCGCUGGCCGUGCGCGCAUGCGCACGACCCGCCUGCCAGAGAGCUGUCCGCAGACGUUCGGUGCUGGAAGUCUUUGGACCGGGCGCGAUGGAGGAAGAACUGAAAUGUCCGGUGUGCGGCUCCCUGUUUAAGGAGCCGGUCCUGCUGCCCUGCUCCCACAACGUUUGCCUGCAGUGCGCGCGCAGUAUCAGCGUGCACACGCCGGACGGGGAGCCCGCCGCGGCCGUGCAGCAGAGCCGCGCGUCGGCGGUCAGCUCGGAGUACGACUACCUGGACGUGGACAAGAUGAGCCUAUACAGCGAGACGGACAGCGGCUACGGCUCUUACACGCCGUGCCAGCUCAAGUCGCCCAACGGCGUGCGGGUGUUCCCCGCCCCGCAGCACCCCCACCAGCAGCAGCAGCGGCUGUGCUCGCUCACCUGCCCGCUUUGCCAUCGCAGCGUCUCCCUGGACGAGCGAGGGCUGCGCGGCUUGCCUCGCAACCGGCUCCUGGAGGCCAUCGUGGCGCGGUACCGGCAGCACCGCGCCGCCUCUGCCUCCGCCGCCUCGGGGGCGGCGGCCAAGUGUCAGCUGUGUGACCGCAACCCGGUGGACGCGGCGGUCAUGUGCGAGCAAUGUGACGUGUUUUACUGCAACGCCUGCCAGCAGCGGUGCCACCCGUCCCGCGGCCCGCUCGCCAAGCACCGUUUGGUCCCGCCGCCUCAGCAGCGGCCGGGCCAGGCGGCCUCCUGCGCGGCCGCGGGACAGCCGCCGGCUACCGCGCGGAAGCCGGCGACGUGCGCGGAACACGAAGCGGAGAACUUCGUCAUGUACUGCUGCAACUGCCGGGCGCCCGUGUGCGCAAAGUGCGCCGAGGAGGGACGGCACGCAAAACACGACGUCAAGCCCAUCGCCCUCAUGUGGAAGCAGCACAAGUGUCAACUCUCGCAGGCCCUCAACGGCGUCUCGGACAAAGCCAAAGACGCCAAAGAAUUUCUGGUUCAACUCAAGAACAUGCUGCAGCAGAUCCAGGAGAACGGCGUGGAGUUCGAGGCUUGCCUGGUGGCUCAGUGUGACUCGCUGAUCGAGGCGCUGACCCGACAGAAAGCCAAACUCCUGACAAAGGUCACCAAGGAGAAGGAAUACAAGCUGAAGGUGGCGCGCGACCAGAUCACCCACUGCACCAUGAAGCUGCGGCAGACCACGGGCAUGAUGGAGUACUGUCUGGAGGUCCUCAAGGAGAACGACCCCAGUGGCUUCCUCCAGAUUUCGGAUGCUCUGAUCAAGCGCGUGGCGUCGUCGCAGGACCAGUGGGUCAAAGGCAACCUGGAGGCCAAGGUGGGCCCCGAGUUUCAGCUCACGCUCAACACCGACACGCUCCUGCAGACCAUCCUGCAGCUGGAUUUCUGCCAGGGCAAAGACGUGCAGGACGGCCCCUUAUUGAAACAAAUGCAGCGGCAGGCAGCGGACAGUGCUGGAGCUGAUGCCGACGCACAAAGUCCAGGAGUGGAGUCGGGACCCUUGGUGCCGCCGGCUCCCCUCCUGCAGCUGGAGAAGUGCUGCAGCGGCAACAACAGUGCCACCCUGGCUUGGAGGGUCGCCGGGCCCCAAGCGGCGCCCAUCGAGGGCUACAUUCUGGAGCUGGACGACGGCAACGGGGGACAGUACAGGGAGGUGUACGUGGGUAAGGAGACGGUGUGCACAGUGGACGGCCUCCACUUCAACAGCGUGUACAACACCAGAGUGAAGGCCUACAACGCCGUCGGCGUGGGGCCCUACAGCAAGACCGUGGUGCUCAAGACCUCCGACGUGGCUUGUUUCGCCUUUGACCCUACCUCGGCUCACCGGGACAUUGUCCUGACCAACGAGAACCAGACGGUGUCGUGUAACAGCUACGACGACCGCGUGGUGCUCGGGACCGCCGCCUUCUCCAAGGGCAUCCACUACUGGGAGGUGUGCAUUGAUCGCUACGACAACCACCCAGACCCCGCGUUUGGCAUCGCCCGCAUCAACACGGUCAAGGACAUGAUGCUGGGCAAGGAUGACAAAGCCUGGGCCAUGUAUGUGGACAACAACCGCUCCUGGUUCAUGCACAACAACUCACACACCAACAGGGCAGAGGGUGGCAUCACUAAGGGCUCGGCGGUGGGCAUCCUCCUGGAUCUGACCAAGCACACCCUGACAUUCUUCAUCAACAAGGAACAACACGGACCGACGGCCUUCGAGAACCUGGACGGCGUCUUUGUACCCGCCGUCAGCCUCAACAGAAAUGUCCAGGUGACCUUAGUGACGGGCCUGGAGGUGCCGAGGGACCUCAAACAGUAGACGACGCCUCCGCUGAGGGCCCCCUACGUACACGCCAACGAUGUCGACGGCGCGGUCGUCUCGAGGUUUUCCCGACGCGUCUGCGUCAUCGCCUCUCAUAGAGUAUUGUCGAUGUAAUUUCAAGUCUGCGCUCCGUCAGCCACACCUUAACGCGGGCGGUUUCCUUGCACUCGUCGGAAGGCCACGCGCACAAUUAAGCAGACUGCAGGGCUACAUUUUCUUGGGGGGGUCUUUUUGCAUCCAGAUCCGACAACGCGGUGCCUUGAGCAAGCAAACAUACGAGAAAAGCAUUUUAAAGGUGACGGCGGCGAAGGCUUUCGUCGGCGUUCAAACAGCGACUCGAGUCGUCGCCGCCGUAAAAUAUUCACGGGCUCAACUGCGGCCGCGCUGUCACUUUUGUCUUCGUGAGGCCGCAGGGAGGCCGUUUGUGCUUAGUGCCGUGUCAUUUUCCUGCCACGGGAUGACAAAUUACAACCUUUAUUUUCGAUUUCGUCAAC